Tripterygium wilfordii is the source of this 2215-nucleotide messenger RNA. Its product is annotated as serine--tRNA ligase, chloroplastic/mitochondrial. The record is from RefSeq and is a predicted model, not a curated record. Gene Ontology annotation, biological process: mitochondrial seryl-tRNA aminoacylation. Gene Ontology annotation, cellular component: mitochondrion. NCBI's taxonomy places the organism in Eukaryota, Viridiplantae, Streptophyta, Magnoliopsida, Celastrales, Celastraceae. Gene Ontology annotation, molecular function: tRNA binding; ATP binding; serine-tRNA ligase activity. The transcript has 11 exons. Bases 315 to 1868 code for a protein of 517 amino acids.
CUUUAUUUUGGCCCUGUUUCUUCUUUUGGCCCAAUCACAACAGCCCAGUAACUCCCUCUUCUAGUCCUCUGCUGCGCGACUUCACCUUGCCAUUGCAGAUGCUUGAACCCUAAAAUUCACAUACGAAUGUUCUUCGCUUGUUGCGCUGGGAUUUGACUCGGUUCUGUGCUAUUUAUUUGUUCUAUUCUUUGCUGUCGCUUGUUCUACUCUCUGCUGGAGCUAUUCUGUGUUCUCUUUCAUCGGUUCUAGAGGUGUUCCUGUUAGUUUGUUGUUCUAGUCUGCUGGUCGACUCAGUACAGAUAACAUCGCAAGCAAUGGGUUUGAACUCUUGCUUGGGCGGGACGACAAUGCAAACUCUGAGACUUGUGACAAUUCCAGCAUCGUCUUCUCCUUCUCGCUUUGCUUUCAGACACCUCAAUUUCCUUUCCCUCCACAAUAGCUCACGGAGACCUCCUCUCACCCUCCUCGUCCGGGCGCUCUCGGCUUCCGCUGUACAAGCGGCUUCUGCCACAGAAACUGCCGAUGGUAAAGUGGUGAAGCCGCAAUGGAAAGCGGCUAUUGAUUUCAAGUGGAUCAGGGAUAAUAAAGAUGCUGUUGCGGUGAAUAUCAAGAACAGGAACUCUAAUGCCGAUUUAGAGCUUGUGCUUCGGCUUUACGAUAAGUUGUCUAAUCUUCAGAAGGAAGUUGAACAGCUCCGUGGUGAAAGGAAUGUGGUCGCAAACAAGAUGAAAGGAAAAAUAGAACCCUUGGAGCGUCAGAAACUGAUAGAUGAAGGAAAAAACCUGAAAGAAGGACUUAUGACUCUGGAGGAAGACCUGCUUAAACUUACAGAUGAACUUCAGCAGGAAGCACAAAGUAUACCAAAUAUGACCCAUCCUGAUGUUCCAAUAGGAGGGGAGGAUUGUUCGACAGUGAGAAAAAUGGUUGGUAGUCCUCGUGAAUUCAGCUUCCCUGUCAAGGAUCAUGUUCAACUUGGGAAGGAACUAGAUAUCCUAGAUUUUGACUCGGCUGCAGAGGUAAGUGGGUCAAAAUUUUACUACCUGAAGAAUGAAGCAGUUAUGCUGGAGCUGGGUCUCAUCAACUGGACACUCUUCGAAGUCAUGAAAAGAGGCUUUAUGCCUCUAACAACACCAGAAAUUGUGCGAUCCUCUAUUGUCGAAAAAUGUGGGUUCCAACCUCGUGGAACAAAUACCCAGGUUUAUUCUAUUGAGGGUACAGACCAAUGCCUUAUUGGCACAGCAGAAAUCCCUGUGGGAGGAAUACAUAUGGACUCUAUUCUCACUGAGUCAUUAUUGCCUCUGAAGUAUGUGGCAUUAUCUCACUGCUUUCGCACUGAGGCUGGUGCUGCUGGCACUGCGACAAGGGGUCUCUAUCGAGUUCACCAGUUCAGCAAGGUGGAGAUGUUUAUUUUGUGCCGCCCAGAGGAGAGUGAUUUGUACCAUGAGGAGCUCAUACAAAUUGAAGAGGACAUCUUCUCAGCUCUAGGUUUACAUUACAAAACACUGGACAUGGCUUCUGUGGAUUUAGGGGCACCUGCAUAUCGCAAAUUUGAUGUGGAAGCAUGGAUGCCAGGUUUAGGACGCUAUGGUGAGAUAUCUAGUGCAUCCAAUUGUACGGACUAUCAAAGUCGUCGACUAGGAAUUCGUUAUCGUCCAUCAGAACCAUCAUCAUCGCAGCCUAAGAAGGUUAAGGGAAAUCUUCCUCCAACAAAGUUUGUGCAUACUCUAAAUGCCACAGCCUGCGCGGUUCCUCGGAUGAUUGUAUCCUUGCUUGAGAAUUAUCAGCAGGAAGAUGGUUCAGUUAUUAUCCCCGAGCCGUUGAGGCCCUUUGUGGGUGGGCUUGAGGUUAUAGCUCCUAAAUCCAGAUAGGAAAUUUUGACCAUGGGACUUAUUCUGUCAAGCCAACUAAAUUUGUUCAUAAAACCCUGCCUUGAUAAUCCAGUAACCCACAAAAUCUGGAAAGGAGGGAAAAAUCAGGACAGUAACAUUUUGUUUGCUCGGGUGUGAGCUUAUGAAGCGGCUUUGUGUUCUUCGGGCUCAAGCAAAGAUAAAAUUGAUUGCUACUUAUUUAUGCAUUUCUUCCUUUAAUCUUGAUUAAAUUUUUGUGUUAUUGAUUAUAAUCUUGUAAAUGUUGCCGUUGUUAUUGAAACUGGCAGAUAGUCGACUUUUGAUUUUAUCAGAAAUUUGUGUUUCUGCAAGUUCCUGCAUUUGUUAUA